Molecule: messenger RNA, 1941 nt
Organism: Amphimedon queenslandica
Lineage: Eukaryota; Metazoa; Porifera; Demospongiae; Haplosclerida; Niphatidae
Product: gamma-aminobutyric acid type B receptor subunit 1-like
Exons: 13
Coding region: 1-1941 (646 amino acids)
Biological process (GO): G protein-coupled receptor signaling pathway; gamma-aminobutyric acid signaling pathway
Cellular component (GO): membrane; G protein-coupled receptor heterodimeric complex
Molecular function (GO): G protein-coupled GABA receptor activity
Source: RefSeq, a predicted model, not a curated record
AUGUUCCUAUCAGUUCUCCUAUUGUUUAUGGUCACUGGUGAAGUUGUAGGACCUCGUAAACUUUAUAUCUUAUUUGUGGUCUCUAGAACUGGCUCAUUUGUCUCAUCUGGUGUAAUACCAAUGGUUGACUAUGCCAUACAAGAGAUUAACAAUAGAUCCAGCAUACUCUCAAACUACACCAUAUCUUAUGAAGAGGUACUGGACUCAAAAUGUCAUGGUAGAACAGCAACAAACCUUUUCAUGGACAAGUUUUUUGACAAUCCCAAGUUAACAUAUAUAGUACUGGUUGGGUGUGGAUGCUCAGUAGCAACAAUCCCAGUUGCACAACUCAGUCACUAUUGGAACGUUCCACACAUCACGAUUGCUUCAGCUGCUAGCAUUUUGGGCGACAAAUCUCGUUUUCAAAGUUUAUUUCAGAUUCUUCCAACAAUUGAUGGUAUACCUUAUACCCUGACAGUCUUUGCCAAGAGGCUUGGUUGGAGGCAGCUUGCUGUAAUCACACAGCAGGAGUCUCUUUUCAUUGGGAUGACUCAUAAGCUAAAUUUGUUGUUUCAAGAGUCAGGGCUGAUACUAGAUGAUUCGAUCACUAUAGAAACUGGAAAACCUUUACCAAAGGAAAGGCUUUUCAAAUGGGAGAAUGGUUCAAGCCAGAGAAUUAUUGUUCUUUUUACAUAUAGUGCUUUUAGUUACCAAAUAAUGUGUGAGGCAUACAAGCGUAAAAUGUUUUCUCCAAAAUAUGUCUGGAUAUUUUAUGAUUCUCCAAAGAUUGAUUGGUUUGACCCCAAUAUUACAAGAUCUUGCAAACCGCCUGAGAUUGACAGGAUCCUUAAUGGAAGUUUACUCCUUCUACCUGAAGCAUAUUCUCCUAGUACCAAUAGUUCAUAUAUAUCUUCUAGUGGAAUGAGUCCUUCCCGGUUUACAAAGCUUCAUAGAUACUUAUUAAGACAGCCGCAGUAUCAAGGCCUUCCACUGGUCGGCAUAGAAGGUUCCGGAUAUGAUGCAAUAUGGGCAAUGAGUUUAGGAUUGGAGGAAGCUUCAAGGAGAAUAGCAGUUGGAAAUGAUAGUGGCUGCAAGCUCUUGCAAGGAGAACUAGUUCCACUGGAAGAGUUCACUUAUGACAACCCAAAGAUGGGAUGUGUGCUUCAAAAGAGCAUUGCCAGUGUCAAGUUUAAUGGAAUUACUGGACCUUUUGAAUUUAACAAGAAUAGAACUAGAAUAGGAAAUACUAUAAUCAUCUAUCAGUUUUCAGUGAAUGAAAAUGGUAUAAGAACACUUAGAAAGCCAAUGGUUAGAGUAGUUAACAGAGAUGGCAUUCGCAACAGUAUCUUAUUUUUCAUCGAACCAUUAUCUACUUUAUGGGGAAAAAUUCCAUAUGAUGGGUACGCUGAAAAGAAGAUAAGAGAAUACAAUUCAGCAUUUGUCACAGUUUUUACUCUGCUUGCAUCUGCUGGAGUCAUGUUUGCUGGAGUAUGUUUAGCAUUUACCAUCAUCUUCAGAAAGAAGAAGAUUGUGAAACUCUCUAGUCCAAAUCUUAACUAUCUCCUAAUACUUGGAUCAGUGAUACUGUACUCUCACAUGUACCUCAUCGUGUACUACUUCACUGGCUAUGAUGAGAUAGCAAAGCAAUCGAUUCUGUGUAACCUUUCUGUUUGGUCCCUUUCAUUCGGAUAUUCACUCUGUUUCUCUGUAAUACUGGCAAAGUCUGGAAGAGUGUAUUACAUAUUUGCCAAUCCAAGCAGCAAGAAAAAGUCAAUCAAAGAUUGGAUGCUGUUCAUUAUUGUAGCUCUAUUGACUGGAAUUGAUGUAUUGCUCCUGAUAAUAGAAACAAGCACACGCAGUACAAGAGUAAAAACUAAAAUAGUUCCUGAUACUCAACAGUUUGAAGUUGCAGCACUGGUUAGUGAUAAGGUAUACUUUAUCAUUAGUAUCAUAAUUCAUUAG